AGUGGUCCGCACGUUGAAGCUAAAUCGACGGUUUCUUUGCAAUAAACGGUCAUACUGACGUUUUAGGUAAACAUAUAGCUGUUGUGAUAUUCCAACGAUGGUUAUGGCGGACAGAACAGUAGAAGAAAACCGUUUGGGUCGGAGAAAUUUGAACUCAAGAUCUUCAAGUCCAAAUGGACAUUUAUCCCCGGGACAUUUGUCUGAAGGCGAAAGCAGCGCCACGGAUGAUUCUGAACACGAUAAUGGAAUGCGAAUUGGUGCUGAAUAUCAAGCAGAAAUCCCAGUUCACAACACAGAUGUGAUUAAAAUGGAGAACCGGGCAGAAGCAAUGCUGGUUUGGGCCCCAAGUCCAGAAGUCCCUGAGGGUAAACUCCUUGAAUACAUAUCCAUGGCGAAGACUAAACAUGGCUACAACACCGAGCAGGCCUUAGGUAUGUUAUUCUGGCAUAAACACAACAUUGAGAAAGCUCUCACUGAUCUUGCAAACUUCACCCCUUUCCCCGAUGAGUGGACAGUAGAAGACAAAGUGUUGUUUGAACAGGCUUUCAGUUUCCAUGGCAAGAGUUUCCAUAGGAUCAGACAAAUGCUUCCUGAUAAAUCAAUCGCAAGUCUAGUUAAGUAUUACUAUUCCUGGAAAAAGACGCGAUCAAGGACUAGCCUCAUGGACCGCCAGGCACGUAAAUUUGCAAACAAAUUCGAAGAGGACAGUGAAGGCAGAUCUGAGGGUAGUGGAAAUGAUGAUAGUGACUUUGAUAAUGGCAACAAGGAAAAUGGGAAAGUGGAAGGUGAAGGGACAUGCUCUAACUGCAAUACAAGUGUAGCUCAAGUUGUCUCAACUCCCAAAGGAUCUCUGUGCAAUAUAUGUUACCAAUACUGGAGGAGAACGGGUGUAAUGAGGUCAAAUAUAGGGCCAAAACGCCAUGACAAACACAGUGCCAAACACCGCAGGAAACCCCCCAGGGGCAUGUACAUGAACAUGGAGGAUCUCAAGCAGCUCUCAUCCGGUCCCCCAGGCCAGGGGGAGUCGAUCCUGAAGAGUCUCGAACAGGAACUGGUUUCAUUAAAACGCCAAGUCCAGAACAAUAAACAAAUGCUUAGUCUUAUCAAACACAAGUCAGUUGGGGGUAUAGCCGAUCAACAGCCACCUGAGAUGAACUCAAGGAUCAAUGCAAGGUGGUCAAACGAGGAGCUUCUAUUGGCCGUACAAGGGGUUAGGAAGUAUGGCAAAGACUUCAAGGCCAUUGCUGAGGUAAUCGGCAACAAGAGUGAGACCCAUGUGCGUAGUUUCUUCAUUAACUAUAGGAGGCGUUAUAACCUGGAUGAGGUGGUGGCAGAGUAUGAAGCAGAACACCCAGAAGACAAACAGGAAGACACAGAUGAUAAAAUGGAAACAGAUGACACCCCAGAGUCAAGCAAUAGUUCGCAAUCAGCCACUGCUACUAGUGUCCCUAAUGGAGUUCCAUCUAGCGUUGUUACCAAUGGAGUCACCAGCUCGAGUGCUACGCCACCUGUACUUCAGAAGUUAACACAAUCCCCUACAAGACCUGCCCAGUCCACCCCAGCAGUUGCAAGACCCAUUCAAACUGCACAACCUGUUUCAUCUCAUGCUAGGUUGUUGCCACAAACGACACCACGUUCCCCACUUCAGCAACCACCACCCCUACGCCCUACCCCAGCAGCCCUACCUACAGCACAUGCACAGUAACAGCUUGAACUGAGUAAAGUAACAGCUAUGAUUAUGAACAGUAAGAGCUGGAACUAUGAAGACCAGCAUCUGUGAUUAUGAACAAUAGUAGCUGUGAUUAUGACAAGUUACUCUAA
Messenger RNA from Owenia fusiformis, 1821 nucleotides. NCBI's taxonomy places the organism in Eukaryota, Metazoa, Annelida, Polychaeta, Sabellida, Oweniidae. The record is from the annotation of a GenBank genome assembly.